Molecule: messenger RNA, 1341 nt
Organism: Lolium perenne
Lineage: Eukaryota; Viridiplantae; Streptophyta; Magnoliopsida; Poales; Poaceae
Product: ureide permease 1
Biological process (GO): nitrogen compound transport
Cellular component (GO): membrane
Molecular function (GO): uracil:monoatomic cation symporter activity; allantoin:proton symporter activity
Source: RefSeq, a predicted model, not a curated record
UCUGCCAUGCCUGACGGCAUAGUUUUCUGAACCAGGUAUAGGUCUGCCGCUUGCACCGUCUUCCUUGAUUCGCCGCCGCUGCCUACCACGCAAAGAUGUAUCUGGUGAAGGACAUCAGCGGAGCCAUCGGCUUGAUGGCAGCGGCCCUGGUGCUCCUGGGCACCUGGCCGGUCGUCCUCGCCGUGCUGGAGCGCCGGGGACGCCUGCCGCAGCACACGUACCUCGACUACUCCAUCAGCAACUUCCUGGCCGCAGUGCUGGUCGCCUUCACUUUCGGCCAGAUCGGCGGAGACACGCCGGAGACACCCAAUUUCCUCACCCAGCUCACCCAGGAUAACUGGCCGUCGAUCAUGUUCGCCAUUGCGGGCGGCGUCUUCAUCACCCUCGGAACGCUGGCCACGCAAUACGGCUGGGCAUACGUCGGGCUUACGGUCACCGAGGUCAUGGCCUCAAGUCUGAAAGUUGUCAUAGGGACAACACUGAACUAUUUUCUCGACGGUCGGAUCAACAAGGCGGAGGUUCUCUUCCCCGGGGUCGGAUGCUUUCUGAUUGCAGCCUGCCUAGGCUCUCUUGUUCACUCUUCCAAUGCUGCUGACAACCAGGAGAAGCUAUCGAACUCCAGAAACUUUACUGGGAACACUGCAAAGGAAGAGCUUACCAGACACCUCCUUGAAGAAGAGGAACCAAAGGAUUGUGAAGAAGCAAAGCCGGAUGUACCAAGGGCCGUGGAGAAAAUUGAGGCAGGAACGGCAGAUUUCCUUAUUCAUCUCGAGGACAAAAGAUCAAUCAAAGUACUUGGAUCCAACACGAUGGUUGGCCUGGGGAUCGUCACCUUCGCGGGCGUGUGCUACUCGCUGUUCGCGCCGGCGUUUAACCUGGCGACGAACGACCAGUGGCACACGCUGCGCGACGGCGUGCCGCACCUGGUGGUGUACACGGCAUUCUUCUACUUCUCGCUCUCUUCCUUCGUCGUCGGCUUGGCGCUCAACGCCUGGUUCCUGUACCGCCCCAUGGCCGGCGUGCCCCGGUCCUCGCUCCGGGCGUACAUCAGCGACUGGGAGGGGAGGGAGCUAGCUCUGCUUGCCGGAAUGGUGUCCGGGCUGGGCAACGCGUUCACGUUCAUGGCCGGGCAGGCGGCCGGGUACGCGGCGGCGGACUCGGUGCAGGCGCUGCCGCUGGUGAGCACGUUCUGGGGGGUGGUGCUAUUCGGGGAGUACCGGAGGUCGUCGAGGAGGACGUACACGCUGCUGGCGAGCAUGCUGUUCAUGUUCGUCGUCGCCAUGGCCGUGCUCAUGGCCUCCUCCGCGCACAGGAAGCCGCUCUGACAGUGUCAUGGCCCGG